Messenger RNA from Micropterus dolomieu (smallmouth bass), 17433 nucleotides. RefSeq names its product microtubule-associated protein 1Ab (gene map1ab). The transcript has 8 exons. NCBI's taxonomy places the organism in Eukaryota, Metazoa, Chordata, Actinopteri, Centrarchiformes, Centrarchidae. Bases 24 to 13277 code for a protein of 4417 amino acids. Gene Ontology annotation, cellular component: neuronal cell body; cytosol; microtubule associated complex. Gene Ontology annotation, biological process: regulation of microtubule depolymerization; axonogenesis; dendrite development. Gene Ontology annotation, molecular function: actin binding; microtubule binding. The record is from RefSeq and is a predicted model, not a curated record.
CUUCUUGCUGGUCUGACAGCCACAUGUUUCUCAAGUCACCUGUUUUGACCGUUGAAAUAAAUCCCAAAGAACUCCAGAGAGUCAACUGGUGUCAGCACCCCCCCCUCCACCCCCACCCUCUGGAGAUGGAGUCAGCCUCGGCGUCGGCUCCGGGGGUUGUUGCCAUGGAGAUCCCGGUGCGAGGUGCGCUCCCGGUGGUGGAGGAAGACGAGGGCUACAGCGCGCCUCCUCCCGGGUCCGAGGAGCGACUACGGUACCGUCGAGGAGAAGGGAGACGGCGACGCGGGGUGCCGUUCAACCGGGGCGGCUACUACAUGCUGAUAGUGAUCGGGGAGAUCGGCACGGAGCACCAGCUGGACACCGCCAGAGCGCAGAUAGAGCAGGGACUUCGAUCCUGGGAUGUUGACCUCGAGUGCUGUGACCUUGUUCAGCAGUUGCAGCUGUUUAUAACUCGUCACUCCGCCCACUUCUCCUCCGAGGUCAAAGGACAGAGAACUCUCCACCACAGAAGCGAUGUCCUAGAGACCGUUGUGCUUGUCAACCCUUCAGAAGACACUGUUGUAUCCGAGAUCCAGUCUUUAGUCACAGACUCUGCAGGACACAAGCUUCUGGUCUUGAGUGGCCAGAGCUCAGAUCACGGUGGCCUUCUUCUUCAAACUGGGGUUUUCACCUACCAGACCUUUUCACGUGUCUUUGCUGAUCCUGGGGUCAGUGAAUUACUGGGCACAACAGCCCCCAAGCAGCAGGCAACACUUACUGUGUCCUGCCGCAGGGAGGUGGGCUGGAGCUGCUUGGGACAGCAGCAGACCUUGCGGGAUUUCCUGGAAUACAAACUAAAUCCUGAACCUGUUCUCCCCAAGAUGGAGGGCGUCACCGAGUUCACAGAGUACAUCUCUGAGACGGUCGACGUCCCUUCACCUUUUGACCUCCUGGAACCACCAACCUCUGGAGGCUUCCUGAAACUGUCCAAGCCAUGUUGCUACAUCUUUCCUGGUGGACGUGGAGACUCUGCUCUCUUUGCUGUGAAUGGCUUCAACAUCUUAGUGGAUGGAGGAUCUGAACGAAAAUCAUGCUUCUGGAAGCUAGUUCGCCACUUGGACCGCAUUGACUCGAUUCUACUCACACAUAUCGGCGCUGACAAUCUCCCAGGUAUCAAUGGCCUUCUUCAGAGGAAGAUAGCAGAACAGGAGGAGGAGCAGUCUCAAGGCUCCACCAACUAUAGCGACUGGAUGAAGAACUUGAUCUCUCCAGAGCUAGGUGUGGUAUUCUUCAAUGUGCCGGAGAAACUCCGUAUGCCAGAAUCUAAUCUUAAAGUGAAACGCAGCAUCGAAGAGGCCUCACUGACUUUGCAGUAUCUUAACAAAUUAGGAAUCAAGCCGGAGCCUCUCUUUCGAGUUGUCAGCAACACCAUUGAGCCCAUUACUCUGUUCCACAAGAUGGGAGUGGGCAGGUUAGACAUGUAUAUUCUCAAUCCUGUCAAAGACAGUAAAGAAAUGCAAUUUUUAAUGCAGAAGUGGGCUGGCAACAGCAAGGCCAAAACUGGUAUCGUGUUGCCCAACGGGAAAGAAGGAGAAAUAUCUGUGCCCUACCUGACAUCGGUUACAGCCUUGGUCGUCUGGCUUCCCGCCAACCCUGCAGAAAAGAUCGUCAGAGUGCUGUUCCCUGGGAAUGCACCACAAAACAAAAUCCUAGAAGGGCUAGAAAAAUUAAAGCACCUUGACUUCUUGCGCUAUCCUGUAGCCACACAAAAGGACAUUGCCUCAGGAGCUCCUCCCUCUGUUAUAAAACAAACCAAGUUGAAACAAAGAACAGAUAGCAAAGAGAGUCUGAAGUCCUCCCCAAAGACUACUGCAAAGGCGUCAAAGAAAGAAACUGAAGGACAAGAUGAUGUGUCAGCUGCCACAGAGGCAAAGAGUGACUCUGUGAAGGAAAAUAUAUCAGAGAAAAAAGAGGAGAAAAAGCCUACUAAAACUAUCAAAUCUAAAACUGAUCUUCCAGAAAAGAAAAAACUCUUGAAAGACAAAUCCUCAAAAAAACACCCUAAGGACAGGGUGUCAAAAAUGGAUGAGAAAAAGGACAAGGAAAAGAAAGAGAUCAAGAAAGUAAAGAAAGAAGACUCUGCUAAAAAAGAUGAAAAGAAAGAUGUUAAGUCCAAAGAGGACAAAAAGAAGGACACAUCCAAACCUGAACUGAGAAAAAUGACAAAGCCUGACCUAAAACCACUUACACCAGAAGUCAGAAAGACAUUACAUAAAGCUAAAGUGUCUAGUAAAGCCAAGACUGGAAAAAUCAAAGCAGCAAAGGCUGAACCUGCUCAACCGAAGCCAGAAGAGCCAACCCCUGAAACUGUUCAACCUGAACCAAUACAGAAUGGAGCUGUUGAGGGGACUGCUCCCUCAACUCCUGAAGACCUCACCAAGGAUUAUGAAGAACUGAAAAAAGCUGAAGGUGUAGCUGUAACAGCAGAACCACCAGACAGUAAUGAGGUUUCAUUGGAGCCAAUAUCACAAAGGCUUACUGAAGAGAAGCAGGAAGCACAAGAAAACAUAUCUGAAAUUCCACCUGGCACACAGUCUCCAGAAAAGGAGAUAUCAGCCCCAGAAGUGAAAGCUGACUUUGAAGACAAAGACAAGGAGUCAACACAAGAGAGAGAAAUGGAAGAUGCUCAAAAGUUUGAGGAUGAGGGAGCAGCAACUCAGGAUGAGGAAGACGAAGAGGAGGAAGAACAGGCACCAGCUGCUGAAAAGAAAACAGAAGAGGAGGAAGAAGAUAUGGGAAUAGGAGAAGAGGAAGAUGAGGCAAAGGAUGAUGGGCUUGACAGGAAACAUGAGAUAGAAGAAAUGGAGAAAUCAGACAAUCUCUCGGCCAAGGUUGUGACAAAAGAGGAGGAGGACGAGGACGAGGCAGUGGAGAAAGCCGAACUGGAGGAGGUUGAAGAUUUAGAUGUAAUAGCAGAUGAAGAGAUCAAAGUCAAACCUGGAGAUGCAGCUGAAGAACAAAUGAUUACUGAAAGCAAAACCAUGGAAAUUCUGACUGCAGCUGAGGAAGAAGACGAAGAAGAGGAGGAGGGCUACCUGUCACAUGUUGGAGGGGCCACAGCUCCCAUAACCUCAAUAGCUCAUGGAGCCACUGCAGCUGAACCCGUCUCUUACAUACAAGACGAAACCAUCCCCGGCUACUCUGAGACAGAGCAGACCAUCUCUGAUGAGGAGAUUCAUGAGGAAGCAGAGGAGAGGAUACCACACCUUCAGUAUGAUGUCGGUUCCUACGACAUCUCUGUUCCAGAUCAGACUGGAUCCUUUGUAAACAUUCACGGCAUGAGGGAGAUACAAGCUGCGGCCAUGACCGAGAAAAGUUUUAUCCCAGGUGUGCAAGAGCAACUAUCAGUGUUCACCAACAUCAUGACUGCUCCUCUGGCAGAAGAGGAGCAUGUGUCUUCUGCAACAUCCAUCACAGAGUAUGACAAAAUGUCCUCCUUCCCUACUUCAAUCGCUGAAGACCAAUCGGUGGCAUCUGUUACAGCACCUCAAGCUGAGGAACCGCCUAAAACCUCUGUUCCUCUGUCAACCCCACCUGAUGCUGCCCAAGGCAAAGAGCAGCCACUUUCUGCAGGAACUCUUUCACCACCUUCUUUAGAAGACGACAAACCACCUAAGUCUCCAUCUGAUGGCUUACAGCUUCCUGUUGCAGAAGUAAAGGCAGGGACUAAAUCUCCUGAUGUUCAUGAUGAGGAGGAGGAGGAAGAAGAAGAAGAGGACGAAGACCAAACUCCUAAUGUUGACUUUUCACUUGAAAAACUCCAAGAGGGCUAUGCCUCAUCCCAAUUAUUACAGGGUCAAGAGAAAGAUACUGAAACACUCACUGGCUCUGUGUCUCCAGUUUCAACAUCUAUAGACACUAAACCAGUCCACCUACCAGUUGAAGAGGAAAAUAUAGAUGCAAUUGCACCUAAAGAUAUUUCCUCUGUUGUGCCUACUAGACCGUUUGGAUCAGACUCAGUGACUUCAGAGAGUGAAGAGCGCUGCUUUAGUCCGGAUGAUAUCACUGUGAAAAUGGCCUCCCCUCCACACUCCGGGCCCCCGAGUGUGGCUCACUCUCCACUUCGACAGUCACCAGUGGAAGACAAGAUGAAGGUGUUUCCUGAUUUGGAGCUGCAAAAGCAAGACAAGCUCCUCGAUGUAGUCACAGCAACUGAAGAUAAAACAAAAAAGAAAGAUAAAGCAGAAACAGAGACACAAAAAGAUUUUGACAAACAGAAAGCAGAUCAGCAUGAAGUAGAAGUUUCAACAUCUUUGGACAAAUCGUUUGAGAAGGACAUCAAAGAGUUUUCCGAAAAAGAUGAAGGCAACCGGGCAGAAACAAUUCCUGUUUUUGCUGCGUCUUUAACAGAAGUUCAGCCGCCAGUGUUAGGGAGUGAUUCCCUCGUCUCAUCUGGACAAAGUUAUGAAGAGGUUGACAAAGGGCUCAAAGAGAAAGAAUCUAAAGUGCCUGUUUCAGGUAAAUUUCCGGAGAGGGAGAGUUAUUUCCAGGACGACAAUGAUUCCAAGAAAGAUGAUGAUGAUGAUGAUCAAGAUGAUAAAUCUGCAGUUAAAACCGCCCAGGUGGAACAGGAGAAACACAUGGACGAAACCUCUGAUGUGAUACACACCAAAGAUGAGGAAAAACAGAAAACUGUCAUCCAGGAAGACGUUUCGGCUGUUAAGUGCAUCACGGAUGAGAAAGCAGAGAAACAGGCAGUAAAGGAUGACACCUCUGAUAUUAAACCUAUCAAAGAGGAGCAAAUUGCAAAGGACAUUGUCACUGUUGAUAGAGCCAUUAAAGAUGAACAGAAAGAGCCUGAAGCCAUGGAAAUUUUAGAAGUUGUUUCUGAGGCCAAACAAAUCAAAGAUGAGGAGAAGCAGAAAGAUACAAAAAAAGAUGAGUUUGACCUCAAAACCAAAAGUGAGGUAAAGGACACAGAGGUUAAAAAGGAUGAUGUGACUGAUAAUAAGAUUUUGAAAGAGGAGGAGGAGAAGAAGGAGACAGACAAGGAUGAUAUAAAAACUGAAAAGGAAGAGAUCCACAUCACAGAUAUCAAGCCUGUUAAAGACGAGAUGGAGAAAGAGGCAAAGAAGGACGAUAUGCCCACUAUUGAGCCUACUACAGAUGAGAAGAAAACGGCGAUAGAAACAUCUGAAAUGAAAGUGGUUGAAGAUAAGAAAGAAGAAAAAGAGAUGGAAAAGAUGGACUCUUCUGCUACCAAGCCUUUUACAGAUGAGCAAAAGGAAAAAGAUGUGUGUGACAUUGCUGCUAAACUCACCAAAGAAGAAGAAAUGAUUAGUAAGGGUGAGAUGUCUGCUGUUAUCAUAAAAGAAGAAAAGAGGCAAGAUAUUUGUAAAGAUGCUAUCUCAACCAUCAGCCUCACCAAGGUGGAGGGAAAGGAUGAAACAGUGAUUAAAGAUGAGAUUCUUGCUGCCAAGCCAACCACAGAGCAAGAAAAAGAGACAAGUAAAGAUGAUAGUUGUGACAUCAAGGAGCAGAAGAAAGAUAUGACAAGCAAGGAUGAUGGAUACAUUUUCGAACCUACUAUAGGAGAAGACAAGAAAGAAGACAUAAGUAGAGAUGAUAAAGAGAUAAAACUUACCAAGGAAGAGGAAAAAGAUGAACUGCCAAGUAAGCAAGAUACUUUGGCGGUUAAACCAACAGUUGGAGAAGAAAAGGAACAAGAGGAAAGUAAAGAUGAUUCAGCUGCCAUCAAACUUAGCAAGAUGGAGGAAGAGCAUGUAAUAAUAUGUAAAGAUGAUGAUUUUUCUGCCACGUCAAUCAAGGUAGAAGCAAAAGAGACACUUCAGGAUUCUGUCAAACCAGUCAAGGAGGAAGAAAAGGGGCGAGAAACAACUAAAGAUGAAGAUGUCACUUCUCCUGUCAAACCUGCCCAGAUAGAGGAAGAUGACGUAAUGAAGAGCAAAGAUAUUUCCGCUGUCAAAGCACCCAAGGACGAAACAAGCACAAAGGAUGAUACUUUUCUUGCUAAAGCCACUGUGCAAGACGAAAAAGAGAAAGAAAUCAGUAAAGAUAUUUGUGCUGUCAAACCAACUACAGAAGACGAAAAAGAGAAAGAAAUCAGUAAAGAUAUUUGUGCUGUCAAACCAACUAUAGAAGACGAAAAAGAGAAAGAAAUCAGUAAAGAUAUUUGUGCUGUCAAACCAACUAUAGAAGACGAAAAAGAGAAAGAAAUCAGUAAAGAUAUUUGUGCUGUCAAACCAACUAUAGAAGACGAAAAAGAGAAAGAAAUCAGUAAAGAUAUUUGUGCUGUCAAACCAACUAUAGAAGACGAAAAUGAGAAAGCAAUAGAUCAGGAGGAAACUUUCACUGUGAAACCACCCAAGGAGGAGGAAGUGUCAAUUAAGAAUCAUAUUGUUGCUGUCGAACCCAUCAAGGAUGAAAAAGAUACAGUGACAAUUUCAGAUGAAAUUUCUGGUAUGAAACCUACCAAGGAGGGGAAAAGCGAAGACGCUGCUGGUGUAAAACCACUUGCUGAUGAGGAAAAGAAGGUAGAGCUGAAAGAUAUUACAUCUGAUAUAAAACCCAUCAUGGAGGAGGCAAAAGAAAUCCCCAAGGACACAAUUUAUUAUGAAGAAAUUAAGGUCAAAGAGGAAGAAAUGGAAAAAAAGAGUGAAAUUUCUGAUUUUGUAUCCAUUAAGGAGCAGAAAGAAAAUAACACAGAUGAUACUUCUGUCAAAACGAUGAAGGUUGACAAAGAGGUGGAAAAAAGUGACAUUUCUGAUUUUGUAUCAAUUAAGGAGCAGAAGGAAAAUGACAUAGAUGAUACUUCUGUCAAAACGAUGAAGGUUGACAAAGAGGUGGAAAAAAGUGACAUUUCUGAUUUUGUAUCCAUUAAGGAGCAGAAGGAAAAUGACAUAGAUGAUACUUCUUUGAAAACCUUGAAGGAUGACAAAAAGGAAAAAAGUGACAUUUCUGACAAACAGAUACAAAUGCAGGAGAUGGGUGAUAUCUCUGACCACAGACCCAUUUUGGAGGAUAUUAAGGAUAAAGAAACAGAAAAGGAUGACACAAAAAAGGAGAAAGAAACAGACUCCAGUGUUGAGCAACCCAAGGGUGUGAAAGAGCAAGAACCGUCUAAAGUUGAAACCAUCAAGGAGGAAAUGAAAGAUGUAGUAAAACAGGGCAGUCAUGAACCUGAAUCAGUCAAACAGGAGACAGAUGACAAGAAAGAGGUAGAGCUGCCUGUGUCCCAGACCUUGGAAGAGUUGAAAACUAAAAACGAUGAUAUUUGUGAUGUUAGUGAUAAGCAUAUACAUGAAGAAACCUCUGAUAAGCUUACUGGAACUCAGACAGAGAAGGAAACUUUUGGCGCUACAUCAACAGAAAUGCAGCACGACACUUCUGUAACUACAUCAAGUGAAGACCUGAAACCAGUGAAAGUUGACAUUUGUGUGGCUCCCAGCCACGUCGAGGAGAAAAAAGAACAAGAUGAAGAAGGGAAGAUCAGUGUUACUCAAGGAGAGAAGAUGGAGAAAGAAAAAGAUGAUGCACAUGUUGCUGAACUGAGCAAAGAACAAAAAAUGGAAAAAGAACAAGAAAAAGAAUACACCUAUGGGACUGAAGACAUCAAAGAUGAAAAGACAAAACCAGAAGAGGAUGAAAAUAUGAUUAAAGAAAAGGAUGUUGCUGAGAAGAAGACAGAUGACAUAACUGAGAAAGAAACAUAUGACUCCUCUGAUGCAGACCACACCAAAGAAGAGAAAUGGGAGAGAGAGGAAUUACAAGAGAAAGACCUGGAUAAAGCCAUUAAACAACCUGCAGAGACCGUAUUAGGAGAAGCAGCAAUGGCAUCCAAGUCAGAUUACAAACCUCCAUUUGUGGUUCAGUCCUCCGAUGAGGACAGAGAAGAUGAAGAGGAAGAGGAAGAUAUUUGUAUGGGAGGAGCAGGCUCCAGACCUUUGUCAGUGGAGCCAAGGAAAUCAGAACAAGAUAUCUCCUCUGCAGGUUUGCCCUCAUCCCAAACUCUACAGACAAAUGACCAAACUAAACCACCAAUAUCAGAACAUACCACAGUGACCAUACCAACUCUUACAAUGCAGGAGCCCUCCAUUGAUGAGGACAUAAAAGAGUUUGGCAAAGAAGAAUCCAGACUUUCACUUGAAGCGGGCAAAGAUGCUGUGACAAAAGAAACCACACCUGCACCACUUGCAAAACCAGAGCCCUCCUUUGAUAUUGUCACAUCAAAGGAGGAGUCGACUUCCGUUUCUAAACAAGAAACAGCUUCUGAUAUCCCAGCAGCUAAAGCAGAACCAAUGUCAGACUCAACUGAGAAAAAGCCUGUGUUGUCAGCAAUAUCAAGCAGUGACAGUCAACCGAAGAGCUGUACACUUUCGAGUACUGAGAGCCAGUCCAGUGUGGAGGAAACACCACAGCAAGAGAAACAGAUAUGGUCUCAGACAAGCUCAGGAGUCAGUGCUACAGAAAAGACAAAACUGGAUGAAAAACCAGAGAAGGAAGCAGAGAGGGAGAUGGAGGGAGAGAGAGAGGUGGCUUCUCCAGGAUUAUCACAGACUUGCUCAUAUUUUAUGUUGGACAAAGAAGAUGGCAGCCACUCUGAAACUGUAAAAUCAGACACUGAAAAAAUGGAGAUUGUUGAUAAAAUGUCAGAAAAGGAAACAGUCAGUGGAAGCCCCGGAGAUGAAAAGCAAACCUUUGGUGCAUCCAAGUACGAUCCGUAUGAAAAGCCCAUUCCAAAGGAUCAUGACUCAGACUCUCGAGAAGAAAGUGAGGUUUCUUUAGGUUUUGAUCAUGCCUCUGAUAUGGGUAUUGAUGAUAACAGAAGAACAAGCCAGACAGAUGUUGGAGGAGCCAUGUUCCUCCUGGAUGAUCAGUACAAAGAAGAGCCUCUGUCCUUUAGUAGAGUCGACUACAGCCCAGUGUCCCUCACAGAGAGCGAAAGAAGCAGCCGCCACAGUCAAAGUGCCUCGCCUAAAUAUGAAGACAGAGAGAAAGGCCAAGAGGAAGAGAGGGAGAGAGAAGAAAGACCGGAUACACCUUAUGUUGACAACAUGUCAUCCAUAGACAUGCAGGAUAACAAAAUGUCACAAGCUGCUGACUCAUUUUCUUUCAGUUCCAAAGAGGACAAACCUGAGAAAUCAGAGAAAGAGAAAGAGGAUAUGACUGAAGGUGCUGCAGCAGCUUUUCAAACAGGUGCAACAGGAGAAAGUGAUAAGUUUUCUACCAGUGCUGCUGCAGCAGGGGUUUCAUUAAGACAAGAAACACCCUCUCCGUCAUGGAAUCAGUCAGACCUCGGUCCCCAAGUUUCAACUACUCCUGUGGCUUUUGAAAAGAGAACAGAAAAAGACAAAGAAAAAUCAGCUGAGUCGCUCAAAGACAAAAUGGAGGCCUCUGACCAUGAAAGAGAAGGAUCUUCAUCUGGUCGGCAUUCACCUGCAGAAAAAGACAUUUUACCUCAACAAGCAUCACCUUCAGAGAAAGAAGAAACGUCAAGUGAUCUGCGGACUUCAGCUGCUGCCACAUUUUUACAUGAAAUAGAUGACAAUGUUUUGGCAUCUGACAAUAGUCAAAUUAGCAGCUCUGCCACUUGUAAAGCCAUGUUAGACUUUCCUGAAGGAAAAGAGAGUCUGAUUGAUAAAAGGUUACUUGUAGAGGGUGAAGAUUUUAAUGUUGAUGAUGAUGAAGACGAAGAUGAGGAGGAGGAAGAGGAGGAGGAAGAGGAGGAGGAGUUAAGUGAUAUAGAUAUGGAAAAGGGUGCCAGAGAACAGUCUGAAAAAGAAAUGUGCAGACGUAGCUCUGAUGAUAGUGCUACGUUAUCAGAGGUAGAAGACUCAAAUAAAAAGUCCCAGUUGCCUGAGUCAAGCUCUCCUAAAGAGGAAACAGUCUGUAAACCAACACCUGAUGAUACCUCAGCUUCUAAAGUCACAGAGACAGAUAAGCAGGAUGUGAACAAAAAAACACCAUCUCCUGAAACAAAACCACUCAAAGAUGAUGAUACAACUGACGACACAUCCACAUCCAAGCUUCCUGGGACAUGGAGUGAAGAUGUUGCUGAAACAACUCUGUCACCAGACCCAAGUGCUCACAAAUUGGACGAAAGCUGUUUCACUACAUCAGAUGCCCCAAAACCUUCUGAAACAAAAAAAGCAGAGGACACAGGCAAAAAGCAUUUGUCUCCUGAACCAACCACAGAGAGAAGGUUGUCAUCCGCAGGGGAUGUUACCUCCUCUGAAGAAGUAGAGUCAAAAAAAGGAGAUGACGGCCAAUUGUCUCAAUCGCCAAGCUUUUUGACAAAGGAAACUAGUCAACCAAUGUCCACAAGCAGCUUGACAGGCAGCUAUUUGCCACCUGACCAUUCAGAGUCCAUGUCCAAGACUACGUCUAGUCCCUCCCCUCCACUAAGAGGUAGCUAUGCCGAUAUCGGACAGAGCAGAUCUGGAGGUUAUUCUGAGCAUUUUUACAGUGAGGAGAGUCAAGAAGGAUUGAAGGAGGAUAAGAAGGAAACCCAUCAAUCCAAGCAAAGCGAUGAUAAAUAUUACAGCCAAAGAGACACCCAAGAAGAAAGUCUAGAUGAGAGGCAGACCCCAGAUAUCACUGAAAGACAUGAGGAAACUACCUCCUCAGCUUGCACAUACACUACCUUAACAUACUCGUCCACAUCGUACAGUUACUCGUCCUCAGCCUCAACUUCUGCCCCUCUGAGCCAGAAGUUUGGAGACUCUGAAGUAACUCUGGCCAAAGAGGAGCCAUCGUUCACGACAGAGUCUACAAGCUCCUGCUUUGGAGGGUUUCAGAGAGAUGAGUACAUGGAGGUUUCAGCGAAACCUACAACAAAAGUGUCUUUACCCAGCCAGUUUGAUGAGACCAAACCAUCAUCUCCAGUCUCGUCUACCACUGCCAAAGAGACUGAGGAUCAAAGUGAUUCUGCAAAGCCUGAAACGUAUACAAAGUCAAGCACUGAUAGUUCCUCUAUGCUAGAAACUAAGAUGACAACAUCCGCCGCAGCACCAUUCCUACAAAGUACCGAACCAGCAAAGGUGUCAGAGAGUUUAUCCAUGUCAGAGUCUUGCUUUGAUGUUUCUCCCCUCCAAAGGGCUGACUACUCUGACAGGGUGUCCGGAGGGUCAGCAGAAGAUGAGGAGCCUGAUACACUUGAAAUGGAGGACAGCACCCUACCAUGUCGUAUUGAAUGUCAAAAAAUCAAAGUGGCUGAGCAAAAAGAAACCUUUUCACCAAUAGCUGGGUCAUAUGUAGUAGAAAGCACCAUACACUCCACAGAGACAAAGACGGUCACCAUCACCUCUACUACCAUUGUGUCUAAACCUGACAUGGUGAUGGAAACAACUCAAUCGACAGCCUCAGCUACUCCAUUGAGUGAUAGUGGAGCUAGCAAAACCACAUGUGCCACGACAGAUGUGUCCAAAACAGAUGAGGAUAAAGAAAAAAAGGAGAAAACACUGGAGAUAAAAGAGGAAAAGACAAAUGGAGCAAUUGCAUCCUUAAAGGGAGAUCCAAAGGUGUCCGAAAAAGAAACAAAAGAAAAGGAUGAAAAGACAGAUCCUGCUAAAGACAGUGAAGUCAAGCAGGAAAUGAAACUGGAGGAACACACAUGUAAAGACAGCACAGAGGAGAUGAAGGCAACAGCAGAUCCAAAAAUGUGUGAAAAAGUAGAAGAUGGAAAGAAAGGAGAGGCAGAAAAAGUAGAAGAUAAAAGCUUUUUGGAUAAGCCACCAGAGAGACUAGAGGUCAGGAGAAAGAGCAGUAUAUCGGAUUGGGAGCUACUACAGAGGCCUGACGACUGUCCUAGUACCCCUCCUCCAGGUUUUGGUGAUGAUGAAGAGGAAGAGGAUGAGGAAGCAAUGGAAGCAAUGGAAUGGAUGGCCACUGUCCACAGUACCGCUAUGUCCUCCUCACAAGAUACCUUUCAGACAGAAACAUCAGGCAAAGGAGGCGUAAAGGCCGAUCGUCCCUCUGACCUGAACACGGGAGCCACCUCCUCCUCUGCCUCCCAUUCAGGCUACUCCUCCUGCGAAUAUAAACACCGCAAAGGAGAACUUUCUCCAUCGUUCAUCAACCCCAGCCCUCAUCAGCUCUCCAGUGACGAGGGUGAGGGGGACGGCCGCAGUGACCACUCCCAGGAAGGCGACGAGGAUGAUCAGGAGCAACACUCUGUGAAAAGGAGGUCGCACAAGCAGAGACGCCACCACACUGAGAGUUACCAUGGAGAUGCUGGGCAGGGGCCACACCAGCUGCCCGGCGCCAUGUCAUCUGGUUUGGCGGUGACGUUGGCUGGAGAGGAAACACCUCCAACAUCAGUGAGUGACUCGUUGCCUUCACAGUCUGAUUCUGACGUCCCUCCAGAAACUGAGGAGUGUCCGUCCAUAACAGCUGAAGGAAAUCUGGACUCAGACGAAGAUGCUGAACACCUGCCGGUGGACAAAUUAUCUGCAUCUGGAGCUGGUGGGGGUCACCAUCCUCCAUCACCAAGGUCAGCUCAGAAAACUCAUGAUCCUCCCCCCACCCCCCUGAAGGACCCUCAUCCCCACCCCCCCCAACCAGAUGUGUGCAUGGUAGAUCCAGAGGCCCUUCUCAAUGACCACAGCAGCACAGAGAAACUUCUUAAGAAGGAGCACAAGACCACCAAGGGCCUCAGAAAGGGUAAACCAAAGUCAGCCUCCCCUGCUCGUAAAGGGGAAGUCAGGAAGAGGUCCACUACUCCAGUGAAGCAGACUUCCAAGGACUCCGCCUCACCUCGAUCAGCCUCCCUCAAGAGGAAGGACACAGAUAGAAGCUCCAAGCUGAUCAAAAUGUCGGAGACCCAAGGCUCCAGGAGUGAGAUCCUCAACCCGGGGAAAGGCUUGGUCAAUGGUGUCAAAAGCAGUUCAGCUAACAACUCCCAGAAAACUGGCUCAGCCGUCCCACCCGGACCACCCGUCUACGUCGACCUGGCCUAUGUGCCCAACCACUGCAGUGCCAAGAACGUCGACCAGGAAUUCUUCAAGAGAGUGCGAGCUGCGUACUAUGUGGUGAGCGGGAACGACCCAGGCAGCGGAGAACCUAGCCGCGGAGUCCUGGACGCCCUGCUGGAGGGCAAAGCUCAGUGGGGUUCCAAUUUACAGGUGACUCUGAUCCCAACCCACGACACAGAGGUGACCCGGGACUGGUACCAGCAGACCCACGAGAGGCAGCAGGACCUGAACAUCAUGGUUCUGGCCUCCAGCAGCACCGUAGUCAUGCAGGACGAGUCCUUCCCUGCCUGCAAGAUAGAGUUCUGAGCUUCAGGAGCCCUUCUGUGCUUUCCCCUCUCCAAUCCUCCCCCUCCCUGUCAUCUGUUCUAACUGGACGUAGAGUGAGAGCGAACAGCACUCUCUGCUUCUUCAAAGCUUCUCGCUCUGUCUGUCUGUACCAGUCUCAAAUACAUUUGCUGCAGCCCUCAAUACACUAGAUUCUGUUAGCUGAAAUCAAAGUCAAAGCUCUGGGUUUAUGCCCUCUGUGACAGUGGGCUUACCACGCACAACGAUAACCUACUUUCAUGUUUGUUUUCCUCUGUGAGUUAAACGUCUGCCCUAACACACCUCUUAUACUAGUACUAACAAUUGUGAAUAAAAAUACAAAUCAUUUCCAGUAACGAUCACACUUUGCCUCACAGCUUACAGAAGAAUUGACAUCAAGUGUCCCACAAAUGCAUAAUGCCACAGUUAAACUAUAUAUUAGUAAUGUGAAGUCCUUAAACUGUUGAUUCAAAUCAGAAUUAACUUGGAAAUUAAAUACUCCCAUGUCGCAAAUUUCUCAUCCAGAGGGCCAAAACAAGUGCCAAAACACUGUUUAAAACAGAAAUUCAUAUAUGUUAACUUCUCCAAAAUGUCUCCUAAAUAAAUCAGAGAUCAAUAAUUUGUUUAGAUUGUACACAGUAUUUUUAGAAGAGUAGAAAUUUCUGUUUCUUAAUUUGAAGCUUUCUUUUCCAUCAGUGCACAUGACAAAACUCUCCUUUGCAAUUCUGCUCACGCUACAGUAGUUUUUGGAUUAACUCAAUAAUGACAAAUUGAUGUUAUGUAAAGAAAAACAAACAAAAAAACACGUUCCUUCUUGUCAUUUGUGGUGAAGUUUUAGGAGGUGCCUGAAGUUGCCACAGUUUGAAAUCUUUCUUCUCGGCUUUCACAGCUUCGCUGGUGCAUGAUGCUUGCGUUUUAGCUCGGACUCUUUCAGAAGUGCAUAGGGUUAAAUAAUUUCUUUAGCCAGCCUUCAAGUGUGGAAUGCAGUAUAGUGUAGAUAGGUUACGACUCUGUUUGGCUGUCUAUGCUCAAGUGAAUUCAAUAGGCGCCAGGCAAAGGGACGACGUUUGUACUAAUCAUAUCUCUGCUGGAUGUAACGGUUCCUCUUUAAGUCUUAAUCAUGGUCUUUGUUUGUUGUAUGUACUCCAGUAUACGUAUAGGGUAAAUGUUUCUAUAUCAAUACAGAGGUUAUGUUAAAUAAAUGAUAUAUUUUGUGAUGAUGCCGCAAAUUAUGAUCCUUUAAGCGAAUGCAGCGUUUUUGAUCAUGUAUUUGAGAAGAAGGUUUAAUUUACAUUUCAAUGUCAUUUGCUCCUGUUCAGCUACAUUUUACCGUCUCUGUCAAUAUCACAAAGUGAUGGAACAAAACAAGCAGUGACCUGUGACAAAUGUAGCAAUGGAAGCUCAUCCGCUAGUCCCUUCAGAGGGAAAGUUAUGGCAGGGGGAGCUGCAAUAUUUAUAUAUAUUAUUGAUGUGUGAGAGGAGGCUUCCUUUAUGUGCCUUUAGCUUGUGGUUUUGGAGAGAGGGGCACAUUUUAAGGACAUGUCAGCCAUUUUGAAGCAGAGCCAGAAAGCAGGGUAAAUCAAAGAAAGUACACGACUUUGAAAUAGAGGACCAAUCAGUUCCCAGAGUACGCACACAAACCUUAUCUACACACACGAUACUCUGAAAUAGUACACUUACAUGUACUUACGUACAUUGAUAUAACUUUGGAGCUCUGUAAUCGACAUUCUGAAAUGCCACUUUAAAACCAAUAUGAAUGUCUUUUCGCAAGGUAUUGCACCAAAUAAGAAUUAUUUUUUCUGACGUCGGAGAGGAGUGGGAGACAGAUUUUCAUUUGUAGUUGAAGCACAGAGAGCUAGAGUAGUAGCAGAAAAUAACUUUUCAUUGUAAUAUAAAAGAUGUUCCUCCAAACUGAGCUUGCAGUAAGCAAGGGACAACAUCUUAAUAUAAAGCAUUAUCAAAUAUUAAUCCCAGAGUAAUAUUUAUAGAAUGUGCAUGAAUGAGAUGACCGUGAUUGUACUGGACGCAGUUAUGAAGUAGGAAUGUCUUUGAAGUAGUUUUGUGGGCGUGUGUGUGAGUAAAAGAUACACACUGAGUAGCUGGAUAUUUUUAAAUAACGCAGCUUAGUUUGUUUCUGAUGGUGACCUGGCGAGUGAGUCACAUUCAAUUUACAUGAGGCCAAAUUUUCUUUCUUCAUUUCUUUCAUCAAAUUUUUUAGAGUAAAAAAUCUGUAUUCGCAGUUAACUGUGGUUUCAGUUUUCCCCAAAUUUGUGCUGAGAAGCUAUUCUGAUUAUUUUCUGUUUACAUUUCAUUUUUGUCUAAAUAAGAAAUACAUUUCUGCUAAUAUGGCUCCACAUGCUUGUUAUUUUUGUUUUGUUUUAUUUUGUGAAGAUCUGAUUUGAGGCCAGCGGACAGCUCGGUUGGGCAAAGCAGGGGAGGCUUGGAAUUCGUAGAGAGGACUUUGUUUGAGCUAUAGAUGACAGAUUGAUUGCCAGGAUGUUGCCAACUAAAAGCAGGGAGGAUCCUCUGCUUACACAGUUUAACUUAACUUGAUUCUUUCCCUCCGCCUGGGACCAGUGCCAUUUUUUCCCCCUGUAAAACUCAAUCAUAACACUCGCACUACCCUAUACCUCAUCUUCCAAAGCCUCCGUGCUCUUUGCUCUGCCUGGCCUCCGUUAGUUUGAAAUCCCAAGGUUAUACUUGUCCAUUAUGCACUGUGUAAGAGGCCGAUAUAGCUUUCUUUAUCCCACUGGGGAGAAUAUGAGUUUGAUGCAGCUGGGAACGCACAAGUACACACAUAUCCUAGUGUGGAGGGAGUUGAUUAACUGAAUGGCACAUUACGACGUGCACACUGAGGGGACAGUGAAGGUUCAAAAUAACUCCCUUGAAAAGUGAAAACAGUUCAUGCCUAAAUGUUCGAUCAAGCAAAAAGUCCUUUUUACCCCUUCUUCAAUGUAUGGAUCAGAUUGUGCGGAUGGUCUGAAAUGUUGUACUGUGUUUAAAUAAUGUUUUUAAGUUGGCAGAUUCCAAAUACCCGGCCUUGAGAUUUUCAAGGCGUCAGUAGCAUGCUGUGAAUCACUAAAUACUGAACUGUGUGAUAUACAGAAGCUGAAUGCACUAUACAGGAGAUCUAUUUUUCUGAAUGUAGAGUUGGUACUACCAUGCGAAUGCUGCUGGAACAAAACAAUGGACAAAAAAAACUAAAACUAAAAACAAACAAACAAAAAAAAAACAUUCACACCAACCUAGACUGUAAUAAAUUUUAGGGAGCACAGAUUGUGGGGCGGAUACUGGUUUGACAUUUUUGGAGGAGACAAGUUUGACUCAACUUGUCAGAGAGCAACUGAAAUCCCAUAACGUAAAUAUUAACAGUAACACAGAAAUAGUACUAACUGCAGCUGCAACUUUUUCCUUUUCCUGAAUAUGACUUGAAACACAUGCAGACUCAAAAACCAUCAAUAAAAUUAAACAAACGCUACAUGUACAUGUAUGUACUGUACACAGAUUUGUACAUAUCGCUCUGGAAAGAACAAAUCUGAAAAAUAUAACAAUCCUUCUUGUGAUAACUGUUUGUUUUAGCUGAUUUUAGUGAUGGUAUGAUCAAAACUGCUAACUAGUCCUUGAACCAAGAAAACUACACAAAACGCUGACAAGAUACAGAAUGAAAAAAGUGCAUCUUUCAGUUGAAUUUCAUCGACGUACCUGCAUUAAUAUGAAAAUAUCAUUUGAUCACAAUAUGGUGUCAUCUGUCCAUCUAAUCUCUCUGCAUGUGAUUUAUUUAGUUAUAAUCCUGAAUGUAAUUGUUUAACAUGGAAAUAAUAAUAAAAAAUACAAUGCUAUUUUAAAGAGGUAUAUUUGAAAAAAGCUAAUUGUCUUAACUGGUACUGAAAUGACCUACAGUAAUAUAAUACUGGGCUGUGCUUUUAUUGUUUGACCUAUUAACAUGUUGUUAAGAAGACGCUGUAUUGGUAGUUCUGUUUGAUUUCUCUCUCUUUUUUUUUUUUGCAUUGUAUUAAUCUUAGUUAUGUUUUUCUUCCUCAGUGCAAUAUUCAAUAUCUCUCUGUCUCUUUAAUCUAACGGUAAAACUAGAACUACUGCAGAUUCAUUGUAAAAGGGAAACAGCCUGGUGAUCAUCAAUUAAAGUACAUUGAAAUCUAAA